UAACAAUUGUAUUUACGUUUUUCACCGCUUCCUUCUCAUUGCUGAAUGUUGUGAUUUUCGGAAUUUAUCGAGUAUUAUUAUAAAUUUAGUGCUUAAUUAGUAAAUAGGUAAACAUUUCUCAACAUGGUUAUAAACGAUGUAGGAAGUAUACUAAAAGAUCUCGAAAAAGCUGAGUUGGAGACUCAAGAUGGAAACGUGGGCGUACAGGUUUAUACACAAUUACUUGCUAUUUACCUGUACAAGAAUGAAUUAUGUUACGCUAAGUAUCUAUGGCAAAGAAUUCCCAGUAGCUUGAAAACGAAUAAUCCAGAAUUGCAUCAAGUCUGGACAGUGGGCCAGCAUAUGUGGAAAAGAGAUUGGCCUGCUGUUCACGCUGCUCUUUCUGUAAAUUGGAGCGAAGACGUCGUUGAGAUCAUGAAUGCUCUUAAAGAAAGUACUCGUGAGCGCGCCAUGCAGUUAGUAUCUGAAGCAUAUUCAUCCCUCGAUAUCUCAGUAUUAUCUGGAAUGAUGGGACUUUCGGUAGAACAAACUCAGCAGGCAGCUAUCGAAAAAGGUUGGACUAUUGAUGGUUCCAUGGUUCAACCUCGCAAAGUUGACAGAGAGCAGAGCACGCCAGCUCAAGAAGCCCUUACAGAAGACCAGUUAAAUAAGCUCACACAAUUCGUAUCUUUCCUUGAAAAUUAGAACCUAAUAGAGAAACGCGCAUUUUUCAACUGUGAUUGGUUCAAAGUCGUUAAUCGAAAAUGGACUACUUACCCUCCCUUUAUCGUUUUCCCAUUAUCCAGAAAGCAAAGUCUGCCGAAAUUAAGGUAAAUUAAUGAGCCAACAUAUUUUUGUUUACAAGAGACACUUUUUAAAUAAAUUGAAAUUAAAUGUUCGAUUCUGAAUAAUCUCCUAAAUUAUCUGAAUAUCUUAUGAGUGUUUGCAAAACUUCGAUACGCGAUUUUUUGAACACCUUUUUCGAAUGAUUAUUACCGAAGAUUAUUUUUAGGCCGAAAGAUGGAAUUCGCGCGAGUUUUUAGAUUGUAAUAUUUGUACCUUAGUUUAAGCAUAGCCUUAGUGAGUUUUAAAAUAUAAAAUUUUAGAAGUUGAAUUCAGAAUAA
Belonocnema kinseyi is the source of this 1103-nucleotide messenger RNA. It is a transcript of the gene CSN8, whose product is annotated as COP9 signalosome complex subunit 8. The transcript is spliced from 4 exons. Gene Ontology annotation, biological process: COP9 signalosome assembly; protein deneddylation. Gene Ontology annotation, cellular component: COP9 signalosome. The record is from RefSeq and is a predicted model, not a curated record. Bases 124 to 684 code for a protein of 186 amino acids. NCBI's taxonomy places the organism in Eukaryota, Metazoa, Arthropoda, Insecta, Hymenoptera, Cynipidae.